Messenger RNA from Sipha flava (yellow sugarcane aphid), 1289 nucleotides. RefSeq lists its product as uncharacterized. The record is from RefSeq and is a predicted model, not a curated record. Bases 416 to 997 code for a protein of 193 amino acids. Lineage: Eukaryota; Metazoa; Arthropoda; Insecta; Hemiptera; Aphididae. The transcript is spliced from 3 exons.
GCGUCUGGAUUAAACGUUGCCGGGACGUGCGCGUGUGCGUGCAUCAAGCCGAAUAACCCACUUACCACCGCACGAUCACGUGAAAGUAUUCGGUCAAGGUCCCCCUCGCUGCGCCCGCGGUACCACGGCCACGGCCGGUCAACCGGGUCGCUCUCCUCCGCGCCGCGUCGUCCCGUCGGUUGUUGCUGUUAAUCCUCCGCUCUCGUGUUUUAUAUACGCGCCAGUGUACGCGUUCACAGGGCAUUCGCGUCGACCGUCCACCGCGUUCGAACGUGCACAGCAGCGGACAGGCGUCGCGUACACGCUUAGCACUGGUCCCGGAGAACGAUAGGCUGUCACUUGCCCACGUUCGCAGUGUUUUCCUCCAUCCGGCACCCCGGUCCCGUAAGCUUACGUCCGCGGCCGUAUCGCGAAAAUGUUUCCUGCCCGUCUGACCCUACUGGUCGCGUGCGUCACCGCGGCCCAUGCUAUCUCCAGCGCCGUGCCGCCGGCCCUCGAACCAGCCGAUGCGUCAACGGUCGCGAUCCAACCACUGUUGUCGUCGCGAGACCUCGUGGACGGUGUGCCGCUCGACACUAGCGUCCAGGCCGGCCAUAACGUCGACGCGAUCAAGGACGUCGCCGUCAUGCCUUCAGUAGACGCCGGCAAGCAGGGUCAUGGACACCAACCUGUUAAAAACACCAAAAAGAAGAAGCCUCUGGGUAAACACAAGAAGAAAAAACAAACGUUUAAAGACAAGCUACUGCCUCUUCUUUUGAUACCGUUCGUCAUCCAAACAAUGAUCAUACCGUUCUUCAUAAUGAAUUUAAAACUGUUGGCCAUGAAAGCAAUGGCAGUUGGCAAGUUCGCCAUCCUGUUGAUCGCUUUCAACAUGUUCCGCAGUUGGCAACAAAAUGCACACAGUACUUCGAUCAGUGGCUCGUCCGGGGCACUCAUGGCUCAAAACUACGGCUACACUGGUGUUCCGGAAUUCGGAGCAUUAUUCAAUGGUCGCUAAUAUCUACAGUUAUAACGCGAUGAACAACCCUUUUAAUUUUUGACGAAAUGCUCUUAGCACAUAACUGUUGUAGUGCGGCAGCAACAUAAGACUAUUUACGAACAAAAUCAUAAAUUUUGUAUUACAUAUAAGUUAAGGUAUAUUUAUCGUGUAAGGUACAUUACCUGUAUUAUAAAUAUAGUAGAGUCUUGCUUAUCCGGGCAUCGUUAAUCUGAACAUCCGGUUAAUACGAACCGACGUAAAAAAAAAAAAAAUUCUAUAUUUCAUAUACAAGUAUACCGUAAUUUAAAUU